UUGCCUGGCCCUCCCCUCCGACGCUGCAGCCACUGCCUCCUCCUCUUCCCAGCCCCCCAACUGGCUGGCUGUCCAUCGCCUGCUGCUGCUGCUGCCUCUGCCUCCUCCUCCUCCUGCUUCCCGCCGCCGGUGGCAGUGGCGGCCCUGUCGGUGGGGCGGGCCGGGGCUGGGCCGGGCUCUGCUCUGCUCCUCCAUGCAGCCAAGACCAUGACAGGCAUCGCCGCCGCCUCCUUCUUCUCCAAUACCUGCCGCUUCGGGGGCUGCGGGCUCCACUUUCCCACCUUGGCCGAGCUCAUCGAGCACAUCGAGGACAACCACAUCGACACAGACCCACGUGUACUAGAGAAACAAGAACUACAACAACCAACCUACGUUGCUCUCAGUUACAUUAAUAGGUUUAUGACUGAUGCAGGUCGACGAGAACAGGAAUCCCUGAAGAAAAAAAUUCAGCCUAAACUCUCUUUGACUUUAUCAAGCUCAGUGUCCCGUGGGAAUGUCUCCACUCCUCCACGCCACAGCAGCGGAAGCCUUACUCCACCAGUCACCCCACCCAUCACCCCUUCCUCUUCGUUUCGUAGUAGCACACCUACGGGUAGUGAAUAUGAUGAGGAAGAAGUAGACUAUGAGGAUUCAGACAGUGAUGAAUCCUGGACUACAGAAAGUGCCAUCAGCUCUGAGGCAAUCCUUAGUUCCAUGUGUAUGAAUGGAGGGGAUGAAAAACCUUUUGCUUGUCCUGUCCCCGGGUGUAAAAAACGAUAUAAGAAUGUGAAUGGUAUAAAAUACCAUGCCAAGAAUGGCCACAGAACACAGAUCCGUGUGCGGAAGCCAUUCAAAUGCCGUUGUGGAAAGAGUUACAAGACAGCUCAGGGUCUGCGGCACCAUACAAUCAAUUUCCACCCACCAGUGUCUGCUGAGAUUAUCAGGAAGAUGCAGCAAUAACAUGCUGGUCACAACUGUGCCAAGGAAUCCUCACCAGCAUUUGCUGAUUUUGAAGACAGCCACCUUCUCUGGGGAAGCACUGAGCAACCCUUUAAAGAAUUUACAUGCAUGCUUUACAAUUUUUCUGUAAUUUUGGAAUGAUGUAUCUUUGUAGAGUUAAUGAUUUUGUACAUUUGCACAUGUAAUCAUCGUGCUCAUAUACAUUACUUUGAUAUAAAGGUGCUAAAAGCUACAGGUUUUUUUUUUAAAAAGUAUUUCCCCCCCCCCAGAAAGGAGAAUUAGGGGAUGCUGUUUGUUUAGUUCUGUAGUGUUUUAAAAAAAGGAUGGGAAGAGGAAGAAAGCUUGGCACUGCAAAAACUUCAAGAUUGUAAUGUGAUUGAAGAAAUUCAACACAUCAGUUCCCAUGUGCUUGCAAAACCAAAACAAUCCCCCAUUAUCCACCUGGUUAAUAUGCCUUAUGUAAUAGAGUUAUCUGUGGGAUAGCAAGGUUUUAGGUAUUGGAAUUAUAAAUAAGAGAAUGUUUAACAUAUACUAAAAAUAUUUUCAUACUCAAAUAACAUACAUUAAAAGGUGUGCUUGCUGUAUUUUAUAUUUCUUGCAAAUUCUUUAGUUCUCUGAAAUGCUGAAAAUCUUUGCAUUUGAAUUAGUAAACCACUUUAGCAUUAGAAUUCCUACUUCUCUGUAUACAGGAUGUUAUAUGUUAACACCCAACCAGACUUCAAGGACCAAGAUCCCCUGGUCCUGUUAUUAUUCCCCAGUAUCUACUACUAAGAAGUUGUUAUGGAAAUAGAGUGCAAAUUUUAUGAGGGAGAAAUUCUCUUCAUCUUAGAUGAAGCUCUUAAAGCACUUUGUAGUUCUUGAUUGCCAACAAAUUUUAAUGUUUUGUGUUGCCAACUGUUGCAGCUGCUUACUAGUAUGGACAAGUGGUUGCAAAUAAAAAAAAAAUCUAGGCAUUAUUUAGGGAGGUACACUAUUUGUGUUUAAGGACGUUUCCAGUUCCAUUUACAGUGUACUUUCAGUGUACUUUUGUAUAUAUAAUAUAUAUUUUAUAACUUACUGUGGGUUGUUGCAUUCCACACGUUUAGCAGUAAGAAUUUCUUUCUGAACUUUUGAGACAUCAUGAGCCUUACUGAAAUGAAGUGCUUCUUGAAGCAGGUACUCAAAAAUAGCCCUGAAAUAAGCUAUCAUUGAGUUACUUGUGUCUGGACCAUACUUAAAUGCUUCAUUUAUUUUAUGCUCUCUUGCCUUCUCCUUUUGGGUAAAUGCUAGUGAAGGUUAACAGAUUUAGUAUGCAAAAGCUAUGUUAAUAAAAAUUGGGGGGCUGCCUCCCUGAUGAGAAAAUGUUUUAAGUUUUACAAGUACCUGUAAUCCUCUUUUGUGUAUUUUGUAUUUAUAUAUAACAUGGGAAAUUUGAGUCUUCAUUCUUUUAGAACAUAAAAAAUAUUGUGAGAGCAGAGAGUCUAACUAGCUAAGUAAGAUUGUUCUGAAUUUCUAAAUCUCUCAUAAUGAGGGUUGAAGAUUUAAAACAAAGCCUUGUUUAAACAGAUCCCCCAAACUCAUUUUGAAAAUGGUACAUCGUGUAGCAGAAAUGACAAUACCAAUUUACAGAAUGAUCCAGACAUAAGAAUUAUUAUCAGUUGCUUGGACUUAAAGCCCUGUUACCCACCUAACAUUUUGACCAUCAUUUAGCCUGUCUCAGUGAAUGAUGCUGAAGGCAGACUAACUUAAUUGAACAGUUAAAGUAAUGUUGUUGCAUGUUAAUUCUUUCCACAAUUCAAUCCAGUUACUAUUUACCUGCUCAUUGUGACAGUAUUAGACAGGUAAAAAUGGGACUAUUUUGUUAUACUGUGUAUAGUGAAAGUAUUGUACUGUGUCUGUGAAAAUGUGCUUUAAAUUAUAUUUUCCUAUAUUUUGUUGGGACAGAAUUCAUUAAGUUUGGAAAUCACAGGAAGUUUGUUUUAGAACUGAACACCACAAAGUGCAUCAAAAUUUCAUUCAAUAAAGCUGCUUAAAAAUGUAAAUUGAAUCAUCUUUAAUAAAUUGCUUGAC
This is a messenger RNA of Sceloporus undulatus (fence lizard), 2988 nucleotides long. It is a transcript of the gene JAZF1, whose product is annotated as JAZF zinc finger 1. Lineage: Eukaryota; Metazoa; Chordata; Lepidosauria; Squamata; Phrynosomatidae. The coding region runs from base 208 to 939 and encodes 243 amino acids. Gene Ontology annotation, cellular component: nucleus. The transcript is spliced from 5 exons. The record is from RefSeq and is a predicted model, not a curated record.